Molecule: messenger RNA, 3932 nt
Organism: Echinops telfairi (small Madagascar hedgehog)
Lineage: Eukaryota; Metazoa; Chordata; Mammalia; Afrosoricida; Tenrecidae
Gene: CD93
Product: CD93 molecule
Exons: 2
Coding region: 128-2179 (683 amino acids)
Molecular function (GO): calcium ion binding
Source: RefSeq, a predicted model, not a curated record
CACAGAGCAAGCGUCUGUCUCCUUUUAUGAGCAAUGAAACUGUGCUGAAGGCAACAGGAGGCCGAAAACUAUUCAGUCCAGGAAGCCCCCGUAUCCGGCGAGCAGUAAGAAGUACACCAGCCACAGGAUGCGCCUUGGGGCAGGGGGACGUGACGAGUCUGCAGCCUUUGUCUCCUGUGCGCCAGAGAGGUUGUGGCCAGGCGUGUCGCUCUCACCUCGGACAGCUGGCAGCCCCGAUAGCAACGGAAUGGCCCUCUCCCCGGGCUGGUUAUUGCUGCUGCUGCCGCUGCCCCUCCUGGCCCGGCCGGGAGUCCGGGCGGACACAGCCGAGGCGGUGGUGUGCGCGGGCGCUGCCUGCUUCACGGCCCACUGGGGCAAGCUGAGCGCCGAAGAGGCCCAACUCAACUGCAGCACCAACGGGGGGAACCUGGCCACCGUGCGGAGCGCCGAGGAGGCCCGAUACAUUCAGGAGGCCCUAGCCCAACUGCUUCUGCCGGAGGCGCCGCUGACUGCCCGCAUGGCCAAGUUCUGGAUCGGUUUGCAGCGGGAAAAAGGCAAGUGCCUGGACGCCAACCUGCCCCUGAAGGGUUUCAGCUGGAUCGGUGGCGGGGAGAACACGUCGUACACCAACUGGUACAAGGAGCCCAAGGGCACCUGCAUCUCCAAGCGCUGCGUGUCCCUGGCGCUUGACCUUUCCCUCCUGCCAAGCCGCACCAGCCACCUCCCCACUUGGUCUGAGGGGCCCUGCGGGAACUCUGGCUCCCCGGGAAGCAACAUCGAGGGCUUCGUGUGUAAAUUCAGCUUUCGAGGUAUGUGCCGGCCCCUGGCUCUAGGAGGGCCAGGCCAGAUUAGCUACACCACCCCCUUUGGGGCCAGCAGCUCCUCUCUAGAUGCUGUGCCCUUCGCCUCUAUAGCAACUGUGGCCUGUGGGGAGGAGGGCAAGAAUGGGAGCAAUUAUUUCCAGUGCAGGGAGAAAGGGAGUAAGCUGUUUGACUGGGAUACCUCAGGACCACUCUGUGUCAACUCCAAACUUGGCUGCAGCUUCAACAAUGGAGGCUGCCAGCAGGAAUGCUUUGAGGGACUUGAUGGUUCCUUUAACUGUGGCUGCCUACCAGGGUACCAGCUGCUAGAGGACAUGGUGACUUGUGCCUCUCGAAACCCCUGUAGCUCCAACCCAUGCAGAGGGAUAGCCACAUGUGAGCCCAAGCCCACUUGGGAAAGUUACGGUUGCUCCUGCCCACUGGGCUACCAGCUGGACCCGAGUAAGCUGGGUUGCAGUGAUAUAGAUGAGUGCCAGGCCUCCCCCUGUCCCCAGGUGUGCAUCAACACCCCUGGGAGCUUCCACUGUGCCUGCUGGGUGGGCUAUGAGCCUGGGGAGGGGACCUGUCAGGACAUAGAUGAGUGUGUCCCUGGCCAGAACCCCUGUGAUCAGAACUGCACCAACACCUACGGCUCCUUUCACUGCUCCUGCGAGGAGGGCUACGUGCUUGCUGGUGAGGAUGGCACCCAGUGCCAGGACAUAGACGAAUGCACAAGCCCAGGAGCUGAGCAUUGCGGGGAACAGUGUUUCAAUGUGCCAGGCUCCUUCCACUGUGGCUGCCUGCCAGGCUGGGAGCGGUCUCCCGAUGGGGUCUCCUGCACCCUUAGCCACGGGUCCCCUGAACCACCUGUAGGAGGACCUACAUCCCAGGGAGAAGACCAGCGGAGCACCACACCUUCUGCUAAAACAUCCAGUACCCCCAAGAGCUCCGAGGAUGUCUAUGAGGAGGAACCCAUCACAGAGAGACCCUCCUUGCAAUCCAACACCUUCAUCACUCAUGUCCCACCCAAGACCAUGGCCUCCAGUGGGUCCCCCAUCAUCAGGGUAGAGCCUAGCAUGAGCUACCCCAUUACCGUUGCUGGCCAUGCUGAGCCUGCAGGUGAGGAUUUGAUAAGGGAAGACAGCCCCAAUGGGCAGAAACUGCUUCUGUACUACAUUCUGGGCACUGUGGUGGCCAUCUUACUACUGCUGGCUCUAGCUCUAGGGCUACUGAUCUAUCGCAAGCGGAAAGCAAGUCGGGCAGAGAAGAAGGAGAACAAAGUCCCAAGUGCAACCGACAGUUAUGCCUGGGUUGCCGAGCGAGCUGAGCCCAGGGCCACGAAGAAUCAGUACAGUCCAUCACCUGGGACAGACUGUUGACAAGAGGUGACCGCAGAGCCUUUCAGUUUCAGAUGACUGCCACCAUCCUCAGAUCCUGAAACCAUCGGCCAAGCCAGGGACCUCAUCCUUCCCAGAAGCUGGACUGGAGUCUUAGCGAGCCAUUCCAAGGCUUCUCCUUGGGAGUUCACAGGCAUUUUCCAUAUGUGUACAGUAUUCCUAAAGUGGAAGCUAUGGGAAGUGAGGGGGUGGGAAGGUGCUGUCAUUUUGGAAAUUGUGUGAAUAUUAGCCAUAUGCUCUCUAUCUUCAAAUUCAAAUGUGACAAUUUCACUUUUCAUGCUGAUUCUGGUUUAAGGGCUAACAAGACCAGUACGAAUGGGGCCCUUUGUGCUGCAGCUUGCUUCAUCUUCCUAACUUGAAGAAGAAAAGUCGGCCAGUUUAAAUUGAGAUGGCAUUUUCCUCUUAGUAGAAAACAAGCUAGGUCAGCCAGCUGUUUGAUUCCACUGAAAGGUUUUUGUUUGUUUGAUUGUCACUGAAAGGAUGACAGGGAAAAUGGGCAGGACUGGACUUUUUUCUAUACAUUUACAUCCUUGCAUUUUCCCCAGCCUAAAUCCACCUGUGUUCUGUCUUGUUGAACCCCCCUAAAAUGGUCAGAUGCAUGAUUAGCUGCUCAAUGGGCAAGGAGGCCGGGAGUUAGAAAUCACAUUUCCUACUUACAACUCAGCAGCCACUCCAUGGAAGACAGACGAGGCUCCCUGUUCCUGUAAAGAUUUGCAAAGCCUGAGAAAUAUAAGGUCACCAUGAGUCAGGAAUCGACUCGAUAGUAGUGGGUAAGCUUCUGAUAGUUUUGAAUUGAAGUCAAGUUUGAAAUAAAAGCAAGAAGGCGGAAAUGUUGUUUGCGAUGAGUUAAAGACAUUUUUGGAAAUGCAAUCUAGAAGGUCCACAAGCUUGUUUUACCAACAUGUGAAUGUGGAGUCAACCACUUGUGUAAGGAACACCAAAAAUAAACUUCCAAAGAGAGUUGGUUUCAGAGCCAGUGCAGGCACCAAGACAUUACCAAAGUUUCUCAUGGCCAUGCUACGACGCUCUGAAGCCAAAUGUGUUCCUUAGAAUUGGGUUUUAAAGGAUGUGUGCUAGGUGUGAUGUACUGGGUUUUGCAAGUUGUCCUUAUGUGGCACUUUAGCCUAGAUCAGAGUUGAUACUGCCUUCUGGGAAUGUUGAACCCUGGCUUCAGAGUAUUGGACAUCCCAAAGUUAGGGACUGAUCACACGGAAUGCCCUCGCAGCACUGGUUAAGGAGCUUCCAUCUUUUUAUUCGACAAAAAAGAGGGGUGAGUGGGUAAAAUCAUUGUAACAUAAAAGCUGUUCUCAGCCAUGUUGGCUUCUAUCCCCCUUUGUAAAUGCACAUUUGCAUAGACUCCUUCCUUCAACACAGGCUCCACAGCGCUCUUGCUGCACAGUCUUGCCUGCGGAAACACUGGAAAGCAGCUCCUAGCGUCAUGGGGACCACGGGUUACAAGUCAUCCAAGCAAAUUGGAGCCUCGUGUCACCUGAGGGCUUUUUGCUGCCAUCUGAGCAAAGAAUGGACUGAGGGAUGGGUCUCUUUCCAACACCACAACUGUAUGCUUCUCAGAACAAAAAAUGCUGGAAUAAUUCUGGUUUUGCAUCCCUCCAAUUUGUGUAAUAUGUUUUUCUGUUUUUUGGUAUAUGAAACCCAGGUUUGAUGAGCCUAUAGGUAGAAUAUAUAGAACAUGUAGAAUACGGGUUUGGAGGCAGGGUACAGUGGUGGUGCUACU